Penicilliopsis zonata CBS 506.65 is the source of this 2398-nucleotide messenger RNA. RefSeq lists its product as hypothetical. Gene Ontology annotation, molecular function: RNA polymerase I general transcription initiation factor activity; rDNA binding. Lineage: Eukaryota; Fungi; Ascomycota; Eurotiomycetes; Eurotiales; Aspergillaceae. Gene Ontology annotation, biological process: nucleolar large rRNA transcription by RNA polymerase I; transcription initiation at RNA polymerase I promoter. Gene Ontology annotation, cellular component: RNA polymerase I upstream activating factor complex. The record is from RefSeq and is a predicted model, not a curated record. Bases 152 to 2248 code for a protein of 698 amino acids. The transcript has a single exon.
CUUUUGCUCAGCAACUCUUGAACAUGGAGCAGGCUUUCUCUAUCUAACGUCUUUCCCCCUCAAUAACCUAUUAAGUAAUGUUCGAGAUUUACACAUCGCAUUUUUUGUUUUCUCUGUGCGUUGUCUGCCCAGGUCGUAACGCACAUGACCAAUGAGCAGCUCAAGUCUCUACGAACCAUCCGAAGACGAAGAGCCGUCAGACUCUGAUCACCAGGUUGAGAAUAAGAACGAUGGGUUCCUGGGUUCGUCAGGGCUGAUCCAAAAGUCCAGGGUUUCGUCGCCUCCCAGUAGAGAUGACCAGGCUGUGUCGACCUUGGUCCCACGGGCUAGACUAGGGACGCGGUCAGAAGCCCUGGCUUAUCUGAGCGCAAGGCUAGCAUGGGCGUCUCGAGGAUCAUACACGAAACUGCUGGAGGAACAGAUUCGAGAGAAAUCGCUGAAAUCCUCAUCUGCAAGCGGAGAAAAACACAACGUUACGCAGAAUGGCGUUGUGAUUUGGAGUGGGAGAGAAAAGGAGCUCUUCUUCCAAGCGUUGAGCAGGAAGGGGAAAAAUGACAUAAAAGCCAUUGCAGAUACGAUUGGAACGAAGACAGAACUCGAGGUUCAAGACCACAUCAGGCUCCUACACAGAGGGCUAGAACUCCAGCAUCUGGCUGACAGACAUCACCGGACGAUCGUGCUAGGAGAUGUUCCGGCAGCACUUGAAGUGAGUAAAGAAUGCUGCGAGGCCUUGGAUGAGUACGCAGAACUGCUUUGUCUCGAAGAACAGAACUCGGACCGCCUCUCCGCCCAGAGACAGCACCAAGAUUUCUGGGUCAUCGAUCGUGAGAAAGCCAAAGAAUUAGAGGAGCAAUUGAAAGACCGCGAAGAUGAUGUUAGCACAGCUUGUCCCAGUAUUUUUCUCACAGCUAGCUUGCUUAACAUCGAGAAAUGGAUCCGAAUGUCUGAGCGCUUUUUCAUGAACCCCGGUGGAGCGAGAUUGAACGACAACUGGGUCAAUGUGGCUUUCGAGGAUGAGAGCCCAUCGAUGACAGCGGGCGCCUUUUCGGAUUUUUACGCGUUGACUGUCAGUAUCACCCGUCGCCUGAUACAGUCGGCGAUAUUCUUUGCCAUGUCACGCAUCCGCAACAUGAAAUCCGGUGGCCAUUACAAGGCCAAUAUAGUUAAAAUUCGCGACAUCAAGGCGGCAGUUGAUGUCCUCGGUAUGAAGCGUGACCGCUCGGAUUUUUGGGUCGGCCUGGCACGUAAGUGCAGCCUGGAUGUUGCCGAUCUUCGCCAUCGCAAAGGAUGGGAACCGUCAUACAUGAGCUAUGACGAUGUGGAAAAUAUUCUAUCUGGUAAAGCUGGAAGAAGCCCGACAGGACGGGAGUCCGAAGUCGAGAUUGAAUCAGAAGAGGAUUUGAGAGUAGAUGAUCAAGACGAUGAGGAUGUGUAUGAUGAUGCUUCUUCACCUGAGAGUCUGUCAUCCCCCCUACAGAGCUCAUCUGAGGAGGCGGAGUUCCCUGCAGACCCAGAAACAGACCAUGCAGACAGAGUGGAUGAAAAGGCCAACGCCAUUGGCGAACGAGUACUGUGGAAUUUAAUGAAACGGGGGGGCUCCCUGAGGGGGCAUGAGACGGCUUUCAAGUCCGAGGCGGACGAAGAAGACACCAAGAAGGCACUACAUCGGCCCUUGGGCGAGCGCAAGACCAAGCAAGAUCUAAUCGACUGGCGGGACCGGAUCUUAUAUCGGAGCGAGUGGGAGGAAUAUGGAUACGAGGCUUUCGAAGUUGACGAGGAGAUCACACAGAAUCGACGUAAAAGACGCCGCAUUGAACCCUACAGCCAUGGAAGCAGCCCUGACAAAUCCGGAGAUACCGCACUCGAGGAUGUUCGUGACUUGCCCCAUUCACCGCUCCCUUCGACACAAGGCCAGCCUGUCUUCUCAUUGAAAGCAGAACAGGAGACGGAGGGAUCCGACGCAGAAAGCGGUGGCAUCGGCAGCGGGAACAGUAACAGUAACAGGGCCAGCAUGGGAAUGGACAUAGACAAUGAGCCUACCUUGUGGCCCGGCAUCAAACCCACCGAAACCCCAAAUCAACCAAAAUAUAGCACCAUGUCCGAAGAUAUAUCACCAUCGCCAACAUCAGCAUCAGCAUCAGCAUCAGCAUCCUGUAUUGAGAACCUGGAUUCCAAGAGGGACUCCUCGGAUCCCCUAUCCGCCGAAGACCAAGAUGGCGGUGUUCCUUUACUGUAUAGGAAUAAUUGAUAAUAAUUCAAGAGCGAUAGCGGGUUCCUUUUGGUUAUUUGAAUGAAUAAUGGAGAUUAUACAUGGAUGAUCAAAAUGACCAUCACUAUCCUUCCUACGAGGAUUAAAAGCAGUACCGAAGACUUCAACAAGGUAUAUCAUUACUUUCAA